AUGAGCGGCGACAACUUUGAUGUCAAGCUGUUGAAACGGUCUUUGGGGGAGGCAAGAAUAGGCCGGUCUGUGAAGACAUUGUAUGGUGACAAAACAUGGGUUCAUGAUCUGGAUAUCAUCAACGAGCUGGGAGCUCAUACCGGUUGCGUCAAUGCUCUGAGCUGGUCUUCAAGUGGCAACCUCCUCGCCUCGGGUUCCGACGAUACCUAUCUCAACAUCUGGGACUACAAUCCGUCCGCACUGGCCAAACCCUUCACUCUGAAUACGAGUGUGAGCACCGGUCAUCGUGCCAACAUUUUUUCCGUCAAGUUCAUGCCUCACUCGAACGAUCGCACCGUGGUGACUUGCGCAGGAGACUCCGAGGUGCGCGUAUUCGACCUUGAAUAUGGAGUUGCAGCGAGCAGUGGCUCUGCCGAUUCGACCCUUUCCGCAAGCACAAGAAGUCGGAGGUUCAAUAACUUUUUCGGCCACGCUAGAUGGCUGAACGAAGGCAAUACGAAUGCUCGGGUGUAUCGAAGCCAUGCAGACCGGGUCAAACGCAUUGUAACAGAGUCAAGUCCUCAUCUCUUCUUGACCUGUUCCGAGGAUGGAGAGGUACGCCAGUGGGAUCUCAGACAGCCCUCGUCAGCAUACCCGCCUCCCCAGGGAGGGCGAGGGUAUUCCAGGUUUCGUGCAAGCGCAGAGAGUGAAGUCGGUGAUCCGCCUGCGCCGCUCAUUUCCUACAAGAGAUAUGGUCUGGAUUUGAACACCAUCUCCUGUGCAUCCAGUCAGCCACAAUACAUCGCACUCGGUGGAGCUCAUCUUCAUUGCUUUUUGCACGACCGACGCAUGCUUGGUCGAGAUCUAGGUGCAGAGAAAGGACGUCCUGAAACCCGGAAACCUGUCGUUGGAACCUACGAAGAUGAGGCAAUGGCAGAAGCUACAAGGUGUGUACGGCGCUUUGCCCCCAACAACAAGCGCAAGAUGAGUCCAAAUGACCAUGGUCAUAUCACGGCUUGCAAAAUCAGUAACGCCAAUCCCAACGAGAUGAUCGCUUCGUGGUCCGCAGAUUAUAUUUACAGCUUUGACAUUGUCAAGUCUCCCGAUGCGAGAGAUGCCGAUGUCAGAGCAGAUGAGGCUUUUCACUCCAGUCGUCUGAGAAACCAAUCUGAGCGCAAGAGGAAAAGAGGGAAGGCAAAUGCUUCCUCAAGUAGUUUGGCAGAAUCGGCCAAUCCUAGUAGACGACUACGGCGCAUUUCGGACAACGAGGUACAAGAAGGACAUCCCGCUUUACUGGCACGUUACGAGGAAGGACAAGCCGAGUUGAUUCGCCUUCCUGUCCAUCCUUCCGUUCCGACCUUGGAGCACACGUCUUCCCAAAAUCACUUGCUCUCGGAGGCUCUGAGAUCGAGUGAGCGAGUGGCAAGAUCACUGGUUCGUCUGCGAAAGACAUUGUUCGACUUUUCCUCCUUACUACAUGCAGAUACGGCAUUGUUAAUGGAGAACUCCUCAGAUCUUACACCCCAUACUGCAGUGUUCACUUCGGCACUAGGCCAGUGUGCUUCUCUCCUCCCUCAGAUGGAAGAGACCAUGCGGACCUGGUCCUAUCCAAUAAAUCCGACGGAGGAAGACGUCAUAUUCCAAAACACUUUGAGAAAGAACCGUCAGGCAAGCUGGCGUUUUGUCCAAGCAGCAGGCUGCCUGGCUAGAUGUCUGGGAGGUCGUCUGCAGAGCCUGAGUUCUGCUGCAGACGUUCGGUUGACUUAUUUCGACCAGAUCAAGCCCGCUGCUCAUGAAGGCAAAAAUAUCCUCCCUCAAUCGAGGUUCUGUUAUGAUUUCUUGAAAGCCGUGCUUCUUUGGUUGGACGGGGGUCAGGAGGCCGUCUUGCAGGGAUUCAAGAGACCCGCCAAUGUGAGUGGUGAAAGCCCGCGCUUUCCGCUUGAUCAGGACGACACGGUAGACACCUUCGUGGCAAAACUUGAAUCAUACCUCUGCGAUGUCGCAGACGACAGCGUGUCAAUCCCCGACUUAGACACAAACAGAUUCGAGCGCAACGAAACACGAGUGGUGUUUGAAAGUCAAAAGUCGGCCGUGAAGGCGUUUAUGAGGGGCCUUGCCAGUAUCAGACUGGAGACAAGACAGGGCAUGUCGGAAAUACAGACAGAGUCCUCUAGCCCCGACACCACUAUCCGGGUGAUGGAUAAAGGGGCUGCAGCACGAUUCUGGGGUGUCAAGGUUGGCCGCGCUCUUCUGCUGCGCGCCGCUGAAGGGGUCACAUUUGAUUUUGUCAAUCGUGCCUUUGGAGGCUUGGGAGUGCAGGCCUUGCCUGAAUCGGAAAGAGCAGAGCGGUCACAAGAAGACAUCGAUCCUGAUGAGGAAGAACGCCUGGUGGAAGCCAUUGACAUUGUGAGGACUGACGCGUCAACAGCGUCUAUGGUCGAUGACCGUGCAUCUGAUUCAAUAUCGGCGUUGCCGCAGACGACUCGUGGCACCGCCGAGAGAUCGAGUCAUUUCGACGUUGAGAUGAGCACGCCUCUUACAAUACACAUCGAGGAUGCUGUUGAGGAUGAAGACCGGGAUGUUCACGACGAGGAUGAUGACGAGGACAACAACGAAGAUGAGGAUGAGGAGUCCGAACACUCUGAUUCGGAUGAAGAUGAUGACGAUGCUCCAGAGCAGAUGCUAUUCCGUCGGCGGGCAGGAUUUGUACGGUCUCGUGAACGGGCCUUGGUGAAUCUCCACGUGCCGUACUCAUCUCACACCAAAAUGUACAAGGGUCAUUGCAAUACCCGUACAGUCAAGGAUGUGAAUUAUUACGGCUUGGACGACGAGUAUGUGGUUAGUGGGUCGGACGAUGGCCAUUUUUUCAUUUGGGAUCGGAAAACCACCCAGAUCCUCAACAUCUUAGAGGGAGAUGGCGAGGUGGUCAAUGUGGUCCAGGGUCAUCCGUACGAACCGAUGAUUGCUUGCAGCGGCAUUGACAGCACGGUCAAGAUAUUUGGCACCGGCGGGGACAGUCGAGAACGCGAGAAAGCUGAGCGAGGAAUUGACGUUGCCAACCCCGGCGGCGGAAGUGAUGCGGCGGCAGAGGAGGACGGAAAUUCGUCCAAACGGCUCAGGAGUCGACGAGCAAUGCAUCGCAGCUAUGAAAUCAUCACCCAGAACGACGUGGAACGGACACGCGGUGCUGGAGACACGUAUGUCACGGAGGGGAUGCUGGCUCGACUGGCCAUGGCUUUACAACGAGGCCAAAUCGAAGCGAUCGGAGGGCACGGGUUUGGGGCGACCGAAGGCACCAAUUUUGUCGUGGACGAGAAUUGCCAGGUGAUGUAG
Molecule: messenger RNA, 3312 nt
Organism: Capronia epimyces CBS 606.96
Lineage: Eukaryota; Fungi; Ascomycota; Eurotiomycetes; Chaetothyriales; Herpotrichiellaceae
Exons: 5
Coding region: 1-3312 (1103 amino acids)
Biological process (GO): negative regulation of fatty acid biosynthetic process
Cellular component (GO): cytoplasm; Cul4-RING E3 ubiquitin ligase complex
Molecular function (GO): protein binding
Source: RefSeq, a predicted model, not a curated record